AAGCAUGCAUAAUGAUAGUACGAUAAAUUGUUACAUGAAAAUAUCAAAGGAGGAGGCCGAGCACGAGGAGCAGCUUCGACGCCGACGAGAGGGAGCCGAAGGUCGACGUCGUGGCGACGCCGUGGGAGCGGCAUGGGGAGAGGAAGGCGCUGCAGAGGCCUGGGUUACCGGCGAAUGACGUGGCGUUGAAGUAGGCGAACUGGCCGGUCGCUGGGACCUCGCCGGAGAGAUUGUUGUCGGAGAAAUCGACGGCCGUUAGGCUCUGCAUUCCGGCGCGUUGUGGGACAGAUUGAGAUAGUUGAGGAUUCGUAGCCCGGCGGCACCGAUGGCCAUGGGGUUGGCGGCGUUGAGUUCCUUCGGUGGACGGUGGCUGAGGAGUGGCCGGAUGCGGCGGCGGCGCCGCUCCUUCGGUGGCGUGGCGGCGGCGCUUGGCGGUGGUGGCUGGCUGGCGGCGGCGGCGCUUGGCGGUGGCGGGCAGCGAGCUGGCGGCUGGCGGGUGGUGGUGGUGGCUGGCGGCGGGGAGGAUGAGAACGAGAGAAGGGGAUGGAUCGGGAAUCGGCCACGCCAGAUCGGGAUCGAGGUGUCAUUAGGGUUUUCUUGGCUGCCGAGUUGGGCUCUUGGGCCUCCAUUCUCUACCAAAAUCCAAUUCCAAAGGCCCAUAGCUCAUAUGCCCUGGCUCGUGAGCGGCUCGCGAGUCAGCUCGAUUCGUUAGGAAAAUCAAACGAGCCGAACCGAGCCGAGCUUGGUCACGAGCAGAGCUAGCUAACGAGCCACGAGCUUCCUCCAUCCCCGAGCUUCCUCCACCCCCUAGUACUACUACUAUAGUGUCAUUACUCCGAACACAACGCGAGCGGCCGCCUCCUCCUCCGCCCAGUGACAUGCCACCCGCCGCCGCCGCCGCCGCUGGCAUCAUCCCCGCUCGUCGCCGUCGUCGUGCUGCGCCCGAGGAGGAGGAGGAGGAGCCGGUGCCGGUGCCGGUGCCGGUGGUGGCAGCGCGGACGAGAUCGGGGCGCCGCUAUGGCCGCGCUUAGGCAGGGCGACGACCCCGCCAUCAAGCUCUUCGGCCGCACCAUCCCCCUCCUCCUCGACCCCCCCGCCGCCGCCGCCGCCGCCGCCGACGAGGUCAUGCCUAAUUUAGGAAAUGGUGUAAAAACCAAUAAUGACUUACCUUUAGUCUCAGACAAGCUUUUGAUUGUCAAAGGUAUUCCUUUUUGUCCCAACAAUAGUAAGAAAAAUGAUUUACAAGGCAUCAGCAGACCGGAUGGAAGAAUAGAAAUCGAUUCCAUGACUGAGGAUGUUAAGACUGAGCCUGAUGGAUCUGUCCCUGAGAAGAUACUCAAGAAGCCAGAUAAGAUUCUGCCAUGUCCACGCUGCAAUAGCAUGGAAACAAAGUUCUGCUACUUCAACAACUACAAUGUUCACCAGCCCAGGCACUUCUGCAGGAACUGCCAAAGAUAUUGGACCGCUGGUGGAGCUAUGAGGAAUGUCCCAGUUGGUGCUGGAAGACGCAGAAAUAAGCAUGUGUCAAAAUACUGUCAGGCGAUGAUGACGUGCAAUAAUACUGUAGCUCCUGGAGAUGUUUCUGAUGUGGUUCACCAUCAGGUUAUUACACAUGGAUCUUCUCUCCUUCCAGCAACACUGAAGGAAAAUGAAACACCUACAGAAUUCAUAUCAGAAGUACCACCAUGUAAGUCUUCAGCUUCAAUCCUUGAUAUUGGAGAGCCGAAUGAUACUGACCUUGUUCCCUUGGCCUCUGGUGAUAACAAGGAAGAAAAAUCAUGUGCAUCUUCUGUGGUAGUAUCCAGCUGUUCAGAGAAUCUGAUGCCAGAUAAUGCAAUUAUGAAAGAGCCAAACAACAGGUCAGGAUGUUGUAAUGGUGUGGCAUUGCCUUUCCCUACUGGACCUGCUUUGGUGCUCCCCUGGAGUCUUGGAUGGAACAGUGUUGCUCUCAUGCCAGCUACCCAGUGCUCGAUGCAGCCCGUUCUUGGGUUAAAAGAUGGGAUACCCUGCCCGCCUUCAUGGCCACCGCAACUGAUGGUGCCGGCCCCAGGAAUCUGUACUCCUGUUGUUCCAAUCCCUCUUGUGCCACCUCUGUGGAGCUGCUUCCCUGGCUGGCCUAAUGGAAUGUGGAAUGCACAAUGCCCUGGAGGUAAUACUACUGUGCUGCCGUCAACCGCUCCAAACAAAAUUUCUUGUUCAGGAAGCAGUUCUCUGGUGUUGGGAAAGCAUUCAAGAGAAGAAAGCUUGCAGGAAGAAGAGAAGACGAGAAAUUACUUAUGGGUACCUAAAACUCUUAGGAUUGAUGAUCCAGCUGAGGCUGCAAAGAGUUCAAUCUGGGCGACCCUUGGCAUCAAGCCUGACGAUAAAGGCAUAUUCAAGUCUUUCCAGCCAAAUGUUGCGAAAAAUGGCACGGCACCAGAAUCGCCUCAGGCUCUGCAGGCCAAUCCAGCAGCAUUUUCGCGUUCUCAAUCGUUUCAAGAGACGACUUGAGGAGCUUUUCUGUUUGUUUUCUGACAUAAGGAUCAUACUGCUACCUCCACAGGAAUGGUCACAAUGUUUCUAUCCAGUGUGAUCUUGAGCUCAUAUGUUGCUAGAGCCAGAUCAAAUCUAGCAACUCAAAUCUGGCAGAGUUGCCAGUGAUGAACUUGGUUCUGUGGUAAUGUUUAUGUUGAUCAAAAAUCUCUGCUUCUCCCCAAGGAGAGAAUUGUGAGCUUGUGAUCCGGAGCUCAAAACAUGCUCCAUCUGAAAUCAUUAGUCAAUAGCUGUCGCUGUGAUGGAGGUGAAAAGGAUAACUGUGAAGUCUCUUUUUUCUUACUUUCUUUGAAUUUUUAGACUGGCAUUCUGACGUUUGUAUAUAGCUUCUCAAAAUUCAUGUAAUGGCUUCUAUGUUAACCUGCAGAAAAUGCAUAAUUUUGUAACUGGAUGGGGAUCAACUCCGUUUGGACAUAAGCAAAUCAGCCUAGUUAUCUCAUUUGCAGCA
This is a messenger RNA of Oryza sativa Japonica Group (Japanese rice), 2980 nucleotides long. Its product is annotated as cyclic dof factor 1. Gene Ontology annotation, molecular function: DNA binding; DNA-binding transcription factor activity. The record is from RefSeq and is a predicted model, not a curated record. Gene Ontology annotation, biological process: regulation of DNA-templated transcription. NCBI's taxonomy places the organism in Eukaryota, Viridiplantae, Streptophyta, Magnoliopsida, Poales, Poaceae.